GCGAUGCACGCCGCCGCGACUGCACACCAUCGGAUCGUUUCCCCGGGGCGACUGCGAGGUUUCAACGGGAGUUGAUCGGCAACCCGUUCGGCGCCACGUGUGCCGUCUGUGACCGUGUUUGGUUCGCCGGAGACUCGGCCGCGAUCGGCGGCGUGCGGGAUGCCCAACAGCGUGAAAUAGCCACGGGUUCGUUGCGGCAGUGCAUCUCUUCCGAAGCCGUGGAGGACGAGCCGGUAUGCGGGACGUGCCGCGAGGCAUUGCUUAAAGGUGCGGUGCCUCGGUUUGCCACCGUCAACGGCUACGUGUACCCACCCAUACCGAAGCUGAACGUGGUGAAGGAGCGACUAGUGGCUGACAGAAAAAAGAAGCCUGCCUCUUGCUGCGCUCAUGGAAAAUCAACGAAACCUGUGCAGACUGAGGCCUCAUGGCUGUUCAACAGCAGCGUGGAUGUUGCAGUUGAGACAUCGAGAAGCAUUGACGUGUGCAAAUCAACCCAGGCAUCACUUGUUGCUGUCAAGGUGCACAGGUGGACAGAAACCACAGAUCUCGUUGAAUCCAAGGACAGUGACACUUAUGUGCAAGAGUUUCCCGCUCCGCACGUGUGUGGAACGCCAAGGCUCACCAACAUGGAUCAGAGCCCCGGAGUUGCCACGUUGAACAGCCAUCAAGUAGAUGAGGACAGAAAAAAGGAACCUGCCUCUUGCUGCAAUCAUGGGAAAUCAACGAAACCUGUGCAGACUGAGGCCUCAUGGCUGUUCAGCAGCAGCGUGGAUGUUGCAGUUGAAACAUCGAGAAGCAUUGACGUGUGCAAAUCAACCCAGGCGUCACUUGUUGCUGUCAAGGUGCACAGGUGGACAGAAACCACAGAUCUUGUUGAAUCCAAGGACAGUGACACUCACGUGCAAGAGAUUCCUGCUCCGCACGUGCGUGGAAUGCCAAGGCUUACCAACAUGGAUCAGAGCCCCGGAGUUUCCACGUUGUACACCACUCAAGUAGAUGAGGUGACGCUGCCAGCCCUGGGCACCUGCGGGAGCCACCGCCUCAGCCAGGACCGUCUGGGCUAUGAAGAGAUCCCAUCAAGUCAUCCUGCUGCUUUAGUGAGGCCACUUCCUAGUCAACACAAGCGAAGCUCCCUUGCCAGAGGGUCCCCAGGGAGAUGCAGUCAGAGAUGUGGCAUUCAACUACACGGCCAAUUAGUUCACGCAACAGCAGCUGUUGCAGCCCAGUUCAGUCAAGAGCAGCAACAAGCAGUUCAAUCAGUUACCGUGGCCAGAGGAAGGGAUGAUUCUAGUCCCCGUGAGUUUGAUGGGACCCAACCUUCAAGUGGUGCCACAGUGUCUUGCAACUGAUGAUUCCUUCUGCCAGAGGCAACUGCCCAGCGCAACUGGGAACCAGCGCCAUUCUUUGUGAAGAUGCAAGCUCUCCCGUUGCCACAGCGAAGUGAACAAGUGUCGCAUAUGUCUGGACAUUUUGCUUGCAAGAAUUUCGGGAGAUACGAUCCCUCACCGCCCAUGUGGAGAAGUGCCGUGCUCGCAGCCAUAUCAGUUUCACUUGUGCUCUAGCCAUUGCUCAGACUGGGACACGGCGCAGAUCCAUCUCAGGGAAUCAGCAAUGACGUGCCCUUUUUGCAAGCAUACAAUAGGCAGAAGGACCUGGGAGAUGAUGUGGCUGUCCAGCAGUUCAUGUGCAGUGUUUUCAA
This is a messenger RNA of Dermacentor silvarum, 1699 nucleotides long. RefSeq lists its product as uncharacterized. The transcript has 8 exons. The record is from RefSeq and is a predicted model, not a curated record. Lineage: Eukaryota; Metazoa; Arthropoda; Arachnida; Ixodida; Ixodidae. Bases 627 to 1349 code for a protein of 240 amino acids.